UUUCCACCGCUACCCUUUUGUUGUGCAGAAAAAAAGAAUGGAGAAAGCUGUGGGCGGCAAUUGCGCAUAAUGGUUUGUAAACCUAAACCAGCGGUGCCGUGCCCAAGUUUUCUCUCAUUCUUCUUCCUAUUUCUCCUCCUCUUUCUCUCAUGGCUUCCACAAUUUUGUUGAGAAAUGACCAGAAAUCAUCUGAAGAACGCUUCUUCUACCAACACCUUACUCUUUCUUAUCACUUGUGCUGGUCUUCUUGGUGCUGCUCUCAUUGCUGAUUUGCUUUGGACAUCUUCUUCCUCUUUUUCCAUUGCAUCAACUUGGGCCAUUGGCAGAACGAAGCUUUAUGUUAUACCUCAUUCAUCCACUAACAAUGCUACCCAGGUAGAUGACAAGGAGACCGAUUCUAGGAAAUUCUUAACCGGAACUUUUUUUGAUUUACCUGCACCUGAUUUAGAAUGGGAGGAGAUACCAUCAGCCCCUGUACCUCGUCUUGAUGGGGCAUCCAUUCAGAUUAACAAUAUUUUUUACGUCUUCGCAGGAUAUGGAAACAUCAAUUAUGUACAUACUCACGUUGACAUGUUCAAUUUCUCUGAUAAUAAAUGGAUCGGCAAAUUUGACAUGCCAAAAGAGAUGGCACAUUCACAUUUAGGAAUGGCAUGUGAUGGUAGAUACGUUUAUGUGGUAUCAGGACAAUAUGGACCACAAUGCAGAGGGCCUACUGCCCGGACAUUUGUGCUUGACACUGAAACGAAGAAGUGGAACAGCAUGCCCCCGUUACCUGCUCCUAGAUAUGCUCCAGCAACACAAUUAUGGAGAGGAAGACUUCAUGUGAUGGGUGGCAGCAAGGAGAAUCGCCACACACCUGGAUUGGAGCACUGGAGCAUUGCUGUAAAAGAUGGAAAAGUACUGGAGAAGAAGUGGCGGACUGAAGUACCCAUACCUCGUGGAGGACCACACAGGGCCUGUAUCGUGGUCGAUGAUCGGCUUUUUGUUAUCGGUGGUCAAGAAGGUGACUUCAUGGCAAAACCUGGUUCGCCUAUUUUUAAGUGCUCCCGUAGGCAUGAGGUUGUUUAUGGUGAUGUCUACAUGCUGGAUAAUGAAAAGAAAUGGAAAACAUUAAGCCCUAUGCCAAAGCCCGAUUCUCAUAUUGAGUUUGCUUGGGUUGUUGUCAAUAAUUCUAUUAUCAUCACCGGCGGUACAACAGAAAAACACCCAAUUACCAAACGAAUGAUCUUGGUUGGGGAGGUCUUCCGAUUUGAUUUGGAUUCAUUUACUUGGUCAGUAAUUGGAAAGCUCCCUUACCGCAUAAAAACGACGCUAGCUGGUUUUUGGGAUGGAUACUUGUACUUCACCUCAGGGCAGCGGGACCGAGGACCUGAUAACCCACAGCCGAGAGCAGUGGUAGGAGAUAUGUGGAGAACCAAGUUAAAAUUUUAAGCGUGGUUUAAUUUGUCUCACAGAUGCGUUGUGUUAGACUUUUGAAAAUUUACUCAGAUUUAUUUAGAUUCCUCAAUUCUUAAAUCUUUUGUAUAUCAUGUUAUAUCUUCACUUACAAUUUAGGGAAGUUUGUUGUAUCCUAUUUGGUUCACCCUAUCAUAAAUGGGUGCCUAUAGUUUAUGGAAAUCUCAGUGAAAAUCAGAUUGAAAUCUUAUUUAUCUUUUA
This is a messenger RNA of Cucumis sativus (cucumber), 1656 nucleotides long. RefSeq names its product kelch repeat-containing protein At3g27220. The transcript is spliced from 7 exons. The coding region runs from base 175 to 1431 and encodes 418 amino acids. Gene Ontology annotation, molecular function: protein binding. The record is from RefSeq and is a predicted model, not a curated record. Lineage: Eukaryota; Viridiplantae; Streptophyta; Magnoliopsida; Cucurbitales; Cucurbitaceae.